AGACUGCCUCCUUCUCAGGUUGUGUGGUCGUUGUUUACUUCUCACAAACAAUAGAAGCAGCCAAGCAGCAAGCACCAGAGACAACUCGGAUCUGAUCAAAGCCCCACACAACCCUCUCAACAGGUACAACAGCACACAGAAGCAAGUACGCAGUCAGUGAACCUUUACAACCUUGUGAAAUUAAUUCAUUUGAACCCGGUCAACAGUAACGGUCGUACAGCAGGGAUAGUUCACUGAGUGUUUGAACACUGAGUAGAAGAGAACUGCCACCGACAGACCCUGAACCAUGUCUAGUGGUCCACCGUCACCUUCGCAACAGGCAAAUGAAGGAUGCUUUUCACCAAAGGGCGGAGGGAGCAGCGGAUCAGAAGGUGGGGGUGGUGGGAGAGAGUUCUAUUCAGAAUCGUCAGGACGACCAGGGGGCGGUGGACGUGUCAAACUUUACCUGCACGCCGUGACUGAUGCACAAGCUGCCAGUCUUGUCAAUACAGGAAAUAACCACCCUCUCCAAGAAAUCAUAAUGAAGACAGGUGCGGAUGUACAGCUCGACCCUAAUCCAUCACCUGUACCAGGCAUGACGAUUGUCAUCAUUAAAGGUCUUCCAUAUCAGAUCGAGAUGGUUGUCAGGCUCAUUACUCUUAAGACUGGCGCUCAGGGGACCAUCUCAGAACAAGCUCAGACAUUCUGGCUCCAGUGGGUUGAGGCCUCGUUCCCUGAACUCGACUCACGCGCCUACUUCCUGCCUCCUGUCUACUUCAACCGCGUGCCAAUGGUAAGACAGUCUGUUGCUGGUCAGGAUGUUCUGGUCCUUCAGUCAACAUCUGGACAGGCCGAUCAGUGGAGAAAGAACAAGUUGUGUCCACCUGAAGUUGCCCUCCCCCGUCCUACUCCCGUGUAUAACAGCGACAUCAGAGAGGAUGCAGCCAUGCAGCGGGUUCUCUUCUGUCUGAAGGAAUUUUCUGAGCAGAACGGAGAGGUAAUGGUUGGAAUGAGUCAGCUUCAGUUCGGAGAAUACCUAGGUGAACCUUGCUAUGCUGCAGCGGCUGCCCAACUACCUGUAUCCAAGACAUUGCCUAACUCUUCUUCACGAGAUAGACAGGGAGACUUUGAUGUGCUUAUCAUUCACAAACUUUACGGUUUUGUUGUCUGUGAAGUGAAAUCUAUGGGUGAUAAAAUUAAUCAGUUUACUUCAACAGACGAGGAAUUCGAUAAUACCAUUAGAAAGAAAUUACUAGAGGCCGUGUCACAGCUGGACAAGGCGGAGGCCAUGUUGUCUCACCUGGUGUCUGAUGUCUGUCCCGGUCUGCGCAUCACUAAGACCAUCGCUUUCCCCAACCUCACAGCUUUUCAGGUAGAAAAGGCCAUCACUGACCACCAUGACUUGAGUCCGACCUUGUGUCGGUGUCUACAAACAACAGACCACACCUCCAUCGCUGGUCUGUGUCUGUGCUGUGACCAGUUGUCUGCCCCCAAGGCACCGUGUGACGUCAGUAGUCACGUGCUGAGGGAACUGGGACACUGGUGGCAGCGACGUGUGGCUGGGGCUGGACCUGACAGUGACGUGACACCUGGGGUGUACAAGACACUGGUAGCCAGGUGAGUAUUACAAAUAAUUUUAGCACAGUUACGUUAAACAUAGACAAUAUACAAUAAUAGUAUUAAAACAUCCUAGUUUAGAGUUAGUUGAGGGUUAAGUAUGUCUACAUUACAGUUUGAAACAGACUUUAUAUGCAAACUAGUAUUUUUUUACAUUUGUCUUUUAUAUUUCUGAGUAACAGAAGUAGCUUAAAUAUAUUAUUGUCCCCUUCUUUGUGCAAAAGGUUCAUCAAAGUGUUUAUCAAUCGUUGUAGAUUCUGUGGUCCAGCGACAACAGUGAGUGUGCCAUGCACAUGUCCUCCACGUGUGAGUGUCAAGACCCUGGGUCAGGCCGUGUGGUGGACAGGAGAGUGCUAUACUGCUGUUAUCACACUCUUCCCGGAGCAAGUUCAC
Molecule: messenger RNA, 1989 nt
Organism: Pomacea canaliculata
Lineage: Eukaryota; Metazoa; Mollusca; Gastropoda; Architaenioglossa; Ampullariidae
Exons: 6
Coding region: 287-1600 (437 amino acids)
Source: RefSeq, a predicted model, not a curated record